Messenger RNA from Fusarium sp. VM40, 873 nucleotides. NCBI's taxonomy places the organism in Eukaryota, Fungi, Ascomycota, Sordariomycetes, Hypocreales, Nectriaceae. The record is from the annotation of a GenBank genome assembly.
AUGGUUUCAUCACAACUCACUCAGCGCAUUCCUCCUGAUUCAUGGGAUUCACAUAUGCACAUCGUCGACGUAGAAAACUACGCCCUCGAUCCUUCAGCAACCUACCGUCCAACUUCACACUCCCUCGAGCAAGCUCUCACAUUUGAGACUAGCGUGGGGCUCCGCAACAUAGUCCUCGUCCAACCAUCCAUCUACGGUCUUAACAACUCCUGUUUACUUGAUGGUCUGCGUGAACUUGGUGCUGGGCGCGGAAGGGGAGUUGUUGCAAUUGACCCCGAGGCCUUUGAUGCACAAGAGCUACGCACAUGGCAUGACCUGGGAGUACGUGGGGUGAGGUUGAACCUCCAGUCGACUGGGGUCGAAUUGGAUGCAGACCAGUUGGAACGCCAGCUAAUGCUGUACGCGGAUGCUGUGAGACCAUUGGGUUGGGUCGUUCAGGUCUACGUCCCCAUGAAGUUGAUUACCCUUCUUGAGUCUAUCGUCCCAAAACUCAAAGUCAAGUUCUGCAUAGAUCACCUCGGACAGCCCCCUCUCAAAGAAUACCAGGGCGUUGCUCCCUAUGAUAUCCCCGGCUUCUCAUCUCUUAUCCGCUUACUCAAAGAUGGCCACACAUACGUCAAGUUGUCAGCGCCAUAUCGUAUGAGCGCAUUGCCCGACAAUAGCGAUGUGGACCCAAUCGCCAAAGAGGUUAUUCGUGUUGCGGGCAACAGCCAUGUAGUUUUUGCGACUGACUGGCCUCAUACCAGGUUCGAGGGACUAGAUAUCAAGCCAUGGAUGGAGAGGGUGCUCAGUUGGUGUGGCGAUGAUGAACAUCUAACAGAGAGGCUGUUUAGAGGAAAUGCCGAGGACUUGUGGGAUGUCAAACGGUUGUGA